UGCUCAACAUUCUAGAGACCCUGAACGAGAACGACUUCGUCAAUGUCUUCAACUUCAGCGUGGACACCUUGGAGCUCGUUCCUUGCUUCAGGGACACGCUCGUGCAGGCAAACCUAGAGAACUUAGGAGAGUUCAAGAAAGCUCUCAACUUCGGCGACACAAAAGAUAUUGCAAAUUUCACUCAAGCUCUCACUCAGGCGUUCGAACUGCUUCAACGGUCCAACAAUAAGUAUAACAAGAGCGGUCAGGGAUCACAGUGUAACCAAGCCAUCAUGGUAGUGACUGACGGAGCGCCUUACAACUUCGAGGAGAUCUUCGCCAAGUAUAACUGGCCUCACCUACAGGUGCGAAUGUUUACCUACCUGAUUGGCCGCGAGGAAACCAAGGUCCGGGACCUCAACUGGAUGGCAUGUGCAAAUAAAGGUUACUUCGUGCACGUGACGACGCUGGCGGAGGUGAGAGAGCAGGUUCUGAAGUACAUCCCGGUGAUGGCCCGACCCUUGGUGAUGUAUCAGUCAACUCACCCGCACGUCUGGACCGGUGUCUACGCUGACAUAGCGGAUCCAAAACAAACAGAAUGGCUGUGGGAGGUGAGAGAAAGAAAACGACAGAUGGAACGCACCAACAAUUACCGCAAACUAAAGAAAAUCGUUGAGAACAAAAGCCGGUCACUUUCCAAUCCUUGGGUACUCCAAGACGAAAAAGAAGUGGAAAAGUUCCUCGUAUACGGGGAAUUUGGCCUCAGCAACAGAGACAUCGCCCGCAUAAAGGCUGAAAAGGCUCGGAAAACCAGGGGUCGCCGAGGUGCUCCAGGUCUCAGGGAAGGUUAUCGACUGAUGACUUCAGUUUCUGUUCCUGUCUUCGACCGAAAGAAAACGUCCGUGCGGACGGCGAACCUGUUGGGCGUGGCAGGCACUGACGUGCCCAUACGAGAGAUUGAGAAGCUCGUCCCACCCUAUAAGCUUGGAGUGAACGGCUACUCAUUCAUGGUUGACCGGAAUGGCUAUGUGCUUUACCAUCCUGACCUGCGGCCAGUGCACGAAGAAGCAAAUGCCGAGGUACUGAGGAAGUCACAAGACAAACAUAAAUGGUUUCAAGACAUUUUGAAGCCUAAUUACAACAGCGUCGACUUCGUUGAGGUCGAGUUGACGGAUAUCGAGUCCGGCCCUCGCUCCAACCACUCGGAGCUGCUCGCGCUGACUGGAUGGAGAGAUUAUUAUAGCAAGCUUCGUCGCGACUUGAUUGAGCAGCGAAAUGUUGAAGCCGUUCUCGAUGUCAAAAUUCACAUGGACGGCAUGAAGCGUGUCGUGCAGAGGAAGCAGCGGUACUUAACGCAAAAAAUAGGUGGAACGCCCUUCAGUCUGGGUAUUGCCAUGCCUGAAGGGUAUGGCAAGUAUAAGGUUCACGGCCAGAUAGAACUCUCAAGGGCUAUUCAAGACCCUAGAGGCAACAAAGCAAUGGAUCAUUUCUCAUCUGGCAACUGGACUCUUCAUCCUGACUGGGUGUACUGUGAGUACAAGUACGACCAAAACCAUGUGAACCAGAGUCCUGAGGACUUGAUGAAGGACUUCCUUUCUCGUGCUCAGAAGCCCCACUGGAAGUGGCGUUCCAUCCGUACCCGCCCUCCUCCUGAACCCACUAUGAACCAUGCACAGUUCAACACCUGGAAGUCCUCGGCCCAUGAUGACGACAGGAAGGAUAACUAUUACUGCGACAAGGACUUGAUCCAGAGCCUCCUGUUCGACGCCAGCGCCACCAAUGUCUACUCGAGUGAGCGCAAGGUGGAGGAUGUGCUAGAGGGGAAAAACCCAGUGGCGACUUACAUAAUGCUGUUAUACAGCAGCGUCCGACAUAACUUCGGGAUCACCACUGCCUUCGUCGCCACCCGCAGUGGCCUCACCAGGUGGCUGGACCUCACCAAGACCAACCCAGAAGACGAGAACGGCCAGAAUAACCACUCGGACGAACCGCACUUCAUGAAGAUCCACAACAAGGCCAUCGAUGAGGUGUGGUACAAAAGAGCCAUCGACUACUAUGAGGAGGAACCUGACGCCUAUGUGUAUUCAGUGCCUUUUGAUGCAGCAACCCGGGACCCAGACGAGGUGCUCGUAACAGCCACUAGAGCCAUCUUCAUCGUUGAGAACUCCUUCCGCAAGGCCCCAGCGGCAGUCGUUGGUGUUACCAUCAAGCAUAACAAGUUUGUUGAGUACUUCAAGAACGAGACUUACAAGUGCCCGUCGUACCCGUCCCGGGAUUCCAACUGCAAGAAGGCCAAGACAUGUGAAAGCAAGUCCCUGGACUGCUACUUGCUCGACGACAAUGGCUUCAUCAUCGCUUCCGAGAACGAGGACGACACCGGCAAGUUCUUCGGCACCCUGGAAGGGACCAUCAUGGAGUCCCUGGUGCAGAGUGAGGUCUACAAGAGGAUCCGCAUUUUCGACUACCAGGCCGUGUGUCUGGAUAGCCAGCUGGAGCGGAGUAUGGCCUCCAUACUUGACACGCCUCUUCAGCUGCUGCGGUGGACGGCCAACUGGAUGAUGGGGAAUAUCUUCUGGAUGCUGGUGAAGACGCACCUCUACACACUCUGGAAUCCCAACGAGGCAUGGGCCUACACGCACACAGAGAGGGACGUUCAAUACCCCAGCAUCAACGAGCCGCCGCCCCAGGGUGACUUCGACUACAAGGAACCCAACCUCGAGGACCCCAGAACUGUUGAGCUUCAUGAGUACCUGUCUGAUGAAGGGACGGUGGGAGCCCUUCCCAAAGCAGCAGCGGCCAAUGACAUCCCUCACAGCUUUGACUACGAGAACGUGACGGAGGGCAGCGGUGAGGAGGACAUCCUGGCUGAGUACUCUGACGUGCUGGGGGAGAUUUAUUAUGAUAUUGACGGUAUGCAGCCUGAAGACAAAGCAACUGAAGACUAUGAACAACAGGAGGAUGGAGACUUCCCUGCCAUCGGGUUGGCUUACAUCAACAAGACACACCCUCGCCCAUGCGACAAGGAGGUGUACCUCUACAAGCUUCAGAAUAAGAAACUGAUGCAGGAUGGAGCUUACAAGCCAGUGAAGGGGAAGCUCUCUAACUGUCACACCAAUGGCUGUGGAAGGCCUUUUAGUGUUCAGAAGGUGGUAUCGACGAACUUGAUCCUAGUAGCAGUGAACAACUUGUGCCCGUGUGAGUCGAGGAAGGUCGACAUCGAACCCGUCGAGGUAGACUACAACGAGACUAUGCACUGUGCCCGUCUCCUGUUACAGCACUUCAGGAAAAGACCAGCCAGCUGCUACAACUACCAUCCUGAUGAGCACGAAAUAAAGCUGUGUGGAGGAGCCGCGACACUGGGAGUACCAUCUCUGGCUCUCUUCACCCUGUUGACACUUACCCACAUCUUCAACAACAUGCGACAAAGGUCGUGAUAGUGAGGGGGUGUCUGGUCUCUCACACUGACAGCGUCACUCGUGACAGCACCUUGAAAAUAUACGUCUGAAAAUUAGCAGAAGCAGUUAAUUUUAUUAUUUUAUUUUAUAUUUGUGAUUAAUUUAGUUAUAUUAUACAUACUGAUAUUUAUGAGUGAGAGGAAGGAAAGAGUGAGAUUGAUAUGUUGUGUGAUGGUUGGUAAUCUUUUGUUUGUGGCUACUCGAUUCAAGAUGAGGGUUUGUCACGAAUAAAUGAAUUGCAGUUCUGGAUUUCCAUUGAGAGCUGAUUUACGGACAUUUAGAAUGGGGGACGUUUCCUCAAUUUUUUUUUUUUUUUGUAAAUACUGUACUGUGUAACUUUUUUUCAAAUCGACCAGUGAAAUGUAGCCAGUCGGGAGCAGCUCUCCUAAGUCGAUUUGCUAAUCAUCUCAUGCUAAUUGUUUCUGACUGGUACUCUAAAUGUUAGACCGAGAACAGAGAGACAGAGAAAGAGAGCGAGUGAGAGACAGACAGAAGGGCCUCUUCGUUCAUUCAAAACGGAGGAUUUAAGAAUCUUAGCCAGUUAUCAGAUAUGACAGAAACAUCUCAAUCACAGUUGCCAAGAUUAUUGACGAUGAUGCCGUCUAGAUAACGACUGUCAACGCCACUAUCACAAGAGCCUAACGAAGGAAUUACCAAGGCCAAGUCUGCCAGGACGUCUGGAAGACGAUCUUAAACCCCGCUGCAUUCCAAGGGUCCUCUUCCUGCUCCUCCACCUCCUCUUCUCUCUAGUGAACUCUUCAGUGACCCAAAGUGAUGACUUUGGGAUGAAGGUUUGAAUUUACAGAUAAAUCUAAUUUUCAUGGAAUAUGUGACCACUAAAGCUCUAUGUUCAAGACAUAAAGCACCCUUCAAAAACUUUUCAAUUUAUAGAUAUGCAACUGUCCCACUUCUAACCUUGUGGGAAGUGUGGCUGUAGUUUUACCUUUCAAAUGGAUUAUUUUAGUGGCAGAAGAUCCAAACCAAAAGCAAAAAAUCCAAUUUUUUCCUUUGGAAAAUAUCAUGGAUCGCAGUUAAGACUGAUAACGAAUGACAUAAGAAAAGUAAAUAUGAGUUGAUUUCCAUUCUACUGUAUUUAUAAGGAAGUGAAACUCCUUGAUGUGGAGGAAUAUCAAACAGUCUUUCUUUUAAUGAAUAUAUAUUUGUUCAUAUUCUGUA
Molecule: messenger RNA, 4610 nt
Organism: Procambarus clarkii (red swamp crayfish)
Lineage: Eukaryota; Metazoa; Arthropoda; Malacostraca; Decapoda; Cambaridae
Source: RefSeq, a predicted model, not a curated record